AUGACGAACGGCCGAUUCGACAUUCUCCUUCAUGCGCUCUCCCCAUGCUUCGUGCCUGCUACCUCCCGCGACAGCAGCCUCGUCAAAGUCACCACCAUCCCGCUCCGCCCCAAUUCGCUCCUCCGCGUGGGGCGGUCGCGGUCACAAUGUGACGUCAUCUUUCUAGACUCCCGCGUCAGCCGCAUUCAGUGCGGCUUCUUCUGGUGUGCGCAGACGGGCAAACUGUUUCUCGUGGACGGAACCAGCCAAUCAGAUGCCGCGAUAGCCAACCAAACAAAUGCCGCAAUUAGCAGCCAACCAGGACUCGCGGACGCCAUCCAAUCAGGAGCCGCGGAAGCGAGCCAAUUAGGAGCCGCGGAAGCCAGCCAAUCAGGAGCCAUGCAUGCUUACAGUCAACCCGACUCCCUAGGAAUGCAGACGCAGCCCGACAUCGAUUUUAGCUGCUACCCUGACAUGUCUCAUGAGCUCGAGGACACUAUUCAUGCGAACCACCCACCGCCGCGCCGCGGCGAGUCGCCACACGCCGUGGAGUCGCGUGCAGGUGCGCAAGAGCCAAUCGCGUUCUCCAAUCACGGGAGCCAGUUUCGGUCGUAUCCCGAGCCGCAGUUAGCGAAGGCAGCAGCGAGGAAGCAGCUAGAAGUCGAGGACGGACUAGUAGACCCCGUUGCGGACGAAUCCGCGCAGUUGCCGCUCAAGCGACGUCGACUGGCAGGCCUCUCGCGCUCCGUGAAUCCCCAGCCGCCGCUGCCAAUCCCGCACCAACGGUUCCGCGGCCAUCCUCACCACUUGCCCGCUUCUCUCACCGAUCGAUCCAGUAAAGGAGGAUUCUCAGUUGCAGCUGCCGAGCCCGUGGCGGCGGAUCUCGCGGCUUCUCAAGAGUCGGCCGCCGCACUGAGGUCCCCGCCGGUUACUAAGUCUCUUGGUCGAAGUCGAAGCGCAGGGGCUUGUCCGGAAUUCCUCGCGUUUCCGGGAGCGCAAUCAUGGUGUGUGAACGGCGCUUCGUUACAACCGCUGGCGCCAUCCUCGAUAGUAGCACGCUCGAUGAACGGAACGUACGUCAACGGCAGGCUCGUGGACGCGAGUCGUCCCGUGGCUUUAACGAGCGGUAGCGAGGUGUCGUUCGUCGUUCCUGUAUCGAAGGGGCGGCUCGCGGACGCAGGGUUCGGCCACCCGCUGGGCUUUCGAGUUGUGAUUGAAGAAACGGGUGACAGAAGCAGUGAUGGGAUAAGCGGGGAUAAGGGCCGCGACAAGGGGACGCCCUUUUCUGGCGUCCCACGACAGCCUUCGAUACUGUCACACGGUCGCAAGUGCGCUCUUUCCGCGAAGCUACAGCGAUCUAAGAGCCAGCCCGAAGCUCGACAGAGAAAUCAAGCGGCCGCUACUGGGCAAAUGAAUGGCGACAGUGUAGUAUGUGUGACAUUAGCGAGCGCGCGUACGCCGCGCUCACGCGACGGAUUCGCUUUAGUAGCACGCGAUAUUGUUAUUGAAGAGAGUCGGCAAAAAGCAGACGAACUGGAGCGGCAGACGGAGGAGGCAAGGGAGGAGCAUGGUACGCAGGUGAAUGCUGAAGCCCACGUGGCGUUUGGUUCGGCUCCGAAAGCACUGCGAGGUGGAGAGACAGCGAUACAGGAGGAUGGGGGUGACAGAGGGGAGGAUGGGAAGACGAAGCGGGCGGAUGGAGAGGCGACUGGGGAUGGAGAAACGAGGGAAGAGGUUGGAGAGGCGAGGGGGGCGGAUGGAGAGGCGAGGGUGUCGGAUGGAGAGGCGAGGGGGGCGGAUGGAGAGGCGAGGGUUGAGGAUGGAGGGGCGACUGGGAAGGAUGGCGGGGCGAGGGGGAAAGAUCGAGGGGCGCGAGAGGGCGAUGGAGGGGCGAGAGAGGGGGACGAAGGGAUGGGGGAGGAGCAGAGCGGCAGUGAUGAGACACCUGAGGAAGAGCUAUUACCCAAGUCGCAGCCCGCACCCCAGCACACACACGUGCACGAGGGGAUUUCUGAGGCGCCUGAAAAAUCACACGAGGAAGAACUGCUGCCCGAUUCGCAGCCCGCACCCCAGCGCACGCGCGUGCUCGAAGGGCAACGCAAGCCCGCCGCAAUAGACCCGCAGGGUUGCGCGGAGGAAGCGCUUUUGCCCAAGUCGCAGCCCGCACCCCAGCACACGCGCGUGCGCGAGGAGCGAAGCGAGCCCGCGGCAAUGGACGCGCAGGGUUGCGGGGAGGAAGUGGGAAGGGGAAGGGUGGCGUCAGGGUUGGGAUUGAACAGGAACGAUGCAAUUGUGCUGCUGAGUGAGCGCGAUGACGAGCGGGAGGGGGAGGCGGGUGGUGAGGAAGGUGAUUGGGGUGGUGGAGCGAAGGAGGAGUGCCGCAGUUUAAGCCAUGGACGGAGGCAGGAUGGAAGGGAUGAGAGAAGUGGUGGCGCGGAGAAGAGCAGUGGCGACAGGGAUGGGAGUCGGGAGGUUUUAGAGUGGCCGCUCUCAUCCGCGGCCAUAGUCGAGUGUGUUGCGCCCAAGGAGAUAAUGCUGGACUGCAGCAAAGAAAAUGGGUUGAUGGGCGAAACGGGGGGCAUUCAUGGGGCAGAAGCAAUGCGAGGCGGUGACGCGGUUGUUGCAAGGGCGGGUGGAGCAGUGGAAGAGAUGCAAGUGGCGAAUUCUGUUGUGGGAGGGGCGAAUGGGGUUGCAGGAUCAGUGCGGAAGGAGGGAGUGCGAACAGCAGUGAGAAGACGACUUGCAACGGAGGUAGUUUUGGAGGCACCGAGACAAUCAAUGGAGGAGAGGGGAGUGCGAGCGGAGCAAAGAAUGCAGGUGGCAGGGGGAGCAUCAGCAUGCAUCACGGUAAGAACUUGCGGUGGUGCAGGAGAUUGUGCAGUGAAAGGAGCAUUGGUUAAGGCAGGCCAUCCGGUAAGAGAGGAGAUAGAGGCGGUUGUUCCAGCGGAUGAAUCAGCAUCAGCAUCAGCAUUAGAAGCAACAGCGAGUGAGACAGCCGCAGCCGAGAGCACAGGCACAGCAGCAGCAGUGGCGGUGCAGGGGGUGGGUGCAGCAGUGGUCUUCUGCAACGUGCAGAAGAGUGGCGAGCGAUUGGAAGCAGUGACAGGCGGAUUUCCUGAACCCCAGUCUGGUGCUCUCCUGUCUUCACGCCUGGUUGAGACACCAGCGCCAGAAUCCGUAGCAGGAGCCGCAAGCGCAGAAGUAGGUGCCGUGGAUAUAGCUGCAGUAGCAACAGGCUUAGGUGAUUACACAGGCACAGCAGCAGCAAUGGAGGUGCAGGGAAUGGGUGCAGUAACGGACUUGUGUAACUGGCAGAAGAGUGACCAUUGCUGCGAACUGGUGACAGCAGGGUCUUCAGAACCUCGCACUGGUGCUCAGCUGUCUGCACGCCUGGUUGUGGCACCAGCGCCAGAACCCGUAGCAGGAGCAGCAAGCACAGAAGCAGGUGCUGCGGAAAUCAAUGAAGGGUUAGCCGAUUCAGGGGGAGUAAGGCAAGAAACCAAGGGACAGGGAGUGUCAGACGCAGAGGUAGGAGGAAGGGCAAGUGGCAAUGGAGGGGCGCGUGAGGGGCCAGUGGAUCGUUCGGAAGGCAGGGGGAUGGGAAGGCCGCUGAGUGGCAUGGGGCCGGGUCACAUGCAUGGGUUUGCGUUGAACCGCCUGCGCUUCCAUGGCGUGUGGGAGGAUGCUGGGGCUAGGACGGCGGACAGAUACGGGGACGGGAAGGGCGGCAGGGCAUCAGCAGCAACAGCAGCAGCAGCAGCAGCAGCAGCAGCAGCAGCAGCAGCAGCAGCAGCAGCAGCAGCAGCAGCAGCAGCAGCAGCAGCAGCAGCAGCAGCAGCAGCAGCAGCAGCAGCAGCAGCAGCAGCAGCAGCAGCAGCAGCAGCAGCAGCAGCAGCAGCAGCAGCAGCAGCAGCAGCAGCAGCAGCAGCAGCAGCAGCAGCAGCAGCAGCAGCAGCAGCAGCAGCAGCAGCAGCAGCAGCAGCAGCAGCAGCAGCAGCAGCAGCAGCAGCAGCAGCAGCAGCAGCAGCAGCAGCAGCAGCAGCAGCAGCAGCAGCAGCAGCAGCAGCAGCAGCAGCAGCAGCAGCAGCAGCAGCAGCAGCAGCAGCAGCAGCAGCAGCAGCAGCAGCAGCAGCAGCAGCAGCAGCAGCAGCAGCAGCAGCAGCAGCAGCAGCAGCAGCAGCAGCAGCAGCAGCAGCAGCAGCAGCAGCAACAGCAGCAGCAGCAGCAGCAGCAGCAGCAGGUGAAGCCGCCAGUGCAGCUGCCAUUCGACUCAAAACUCAAAGGGAGGUGCCACUACACGACCUCUUCUUCCCCAUGCAUGCACACACCGCACUCGGGCUCCCCAUGACCAUAGCGGUGCACGACAAGCACCAGUGCUGGGACCCCAGCCCCACCGUGCGUCUGCUCUGCCCCCGCCCCACCGGCUACCCCAACCUCAAACUCCUGUCAGUGCUGCCUGCUAUGCCGCCACCUGCUAUGCCGCCACCUGCUAUGCCGCCACCUGCUAUGCCGCCACCCACCUGCUAUGCCGCCACCCACCUGCUAUGCCACCACCCACCUGCUAUGCCGCCACCUGCUACCGCCGCUGCUGCUGGUUUUAAGCGUUGUUCUCACUCUCAGUAUCCACUGUUCCCGGACGCGUGUCGGUUUGGGCGGGAGAAGAAGGCAGCAGGGAUAGGGUGCCACCAUCCCAAGCUCUUUCUGCUCUUCCGCGCCCACUCUCUGCGAGUGGUCGUCAGCUCUGCCAACCUGAAUGAACGCCAGCCCCCCACACACCGUCUUAGUGCCUCCUCCUUGACCGUUCACCUGCAACCCUCCUGUCUCUGUCUCUUGUCUACGUCCCUCCACCCCACUCCCCCCCCACCCUCCACCAGUGGCACCUCAUAUCCAACUCCGUCUGAGCUGGCUUCUUUCAUUGCACCGCUUGUGGCCCACAGCCCCUCCGAGGCCCACUGGGUGCUCUCUCUCGCCUCCUUUGACUUCUCCCGAGCCUCCGCCGUGCUUGUAGCCUCGGUGCCGGGCGUGCACCGCCGGCCUGUUGCCUUGCCAGACGUGUGCCGAGCCCCUGUGGGUGGAGCUGGGGGGAAUAUCGCUGGGAAGGCGACGAGGGAGUGUGGGAAGGCGACGGGGAGGGGGAGGCGAAGAGAAGAAGCAGCCGCAGCAGCAGAAGCAGAAGCAACGCGGGCGACUCUGCUGGGCUGUGUACACACCCAGGUAGUGGGGGUGAAGCCUCGGUUCGGGCCGAGAGGGGAUCCCCAUGGCACGCACUUCAAAUGCCUCAUGGCUGCUCUGUGCGGGGAGGGCAGGGCGGGGCGCGCGAGGGGCGAGAGACGUGUGGUGCUAAGGCGUGCUCUGGGGCUGGCUGCUGAUGGCAAUGCUGUAGCUGUGAUGCUGGUGGGGCAGCGCACAGAGGGAGGGGGUGGGGGGAGGGUGCGAGGUGGUGAAAGGGGGGUUGGGAAGCGGGAAGGGAAGGCACGGUUGACAGGCGACGGGCAGGCUAAGAGAAUGAAAGCCGGAGGCGCGGAAGUGAGCAGGAUCGGGUUGGAAAAGGAAAUGCAGAAACAGGGUCAUAAAGGGGCGCAGGAGCAGGGGCGGGAGGGGGGCGAGGAGGAUCAGGAGGAUGAGGAGGAGCGAGAGGAGGAGGAGGAGGAGGAGGAGGAGGAGGAGGAGGAGGAGGAGGAGGAGGAGGAGGAGGAGGAGGAGGAGGAGGAGGAGGAGGAGGAGGAGGAGGAGGAGGAGGAGGAGUUGGUGCAGGUGGGGUAUCUACCCCGCGGUGUGGCGCGGUGGGUGGCGCCUGUGAUGGACGCGGGUGUGUGUGCGGUGGAGGGGCGGGUAGCAGCAGAGGACGUGCAUGCUGCUGCCUCUGGCCGCUUGGACUGGCUUGUUCCCAUCCGCCUGCUGCUCUGGCAGGUGCGACCGGUGGAAUGGGGGUCGUGUGGGUCGUGUGGUCUAUGGGUGGGUGCUUCAUCCGUGCUGCAUGCACUCAUGCACCCGUUGUGGGUUACUGCAGCCACCCGAGUGCGAGAGAGAGAGUCGAGAGCGGGCCCUACCUUUCCCGCCCCUCACUCCAGCCGUCCACUUGUACGCAGCAGUGUGGGGGGGGCGAGAGGGGAGGCGGGAAAGGAGGGGCGUGAGUGGGUCGGGGACAAGCUGGGCGUUUCAGGGACUCGGGAGGAGUGCAGUGGAGUGGAGCGUGGUGGGGCGGAGUCAAGUGAGCACGCGCCAUGGGUGGGCGAUGGCGCCUUGCAGUGUGCUGUGGUGCGGCUGCUGGGGGCGCUGGAGCGACCCCGAGGCCUGUGGAGGCUGCAGGAGGUUCUCUCGCGUGUCAAGUGGCCAAGCACCCCUCAUUCAGAAUUUCUCUAUGCCUCACCAUCAGUGUGUUUCGGGUUUAGGGUUAGUGGACCCUCAUCGUCAGUGGGCGGGUCAGUGGACGUCAAGUUCGUGGCGGCGUUUGCAGCAGCGGCGGGCAGGAGAGUGGGCACGGGGUGGACGGAGAGCAGCAGCCAGGGCGACGGGGGCGAGGGGGAAGAGCGGCAGUCGUGCAGCAGCAGCAGCCAGGAGUCGGACCCUGGGUUGUUAUGCCCACCCACCCCUUCUCUCACCCUCAUCUGUCCUGUCCCUUCCUGCCAUCUCCUUGCCAUCCCAUUGCCAUCUCCGUGCCUCCCAUCCCUUCCCCUCCUUCCGUUCCCGCUCUCCCAUCUCCACCUCCCCCUUCUCUCUAUUUCCCUUCCCCUUCCACUCCCACAACCCUCAACCUUCCUCUCCCCUCCACUUCUCUUCCUCCCCUCCCCCCCUGCUCGUCUCUUCCUCACCCCACUCCCCUUCAGCCUUCCAUGCCCUCUCACACCUCUCCUCUUCACUCUCCUCCCUGCCAUCCCACAGUGGAACGGCUGGGACGUGCAGAGGGAGGCAGCGUCGCCAUCCCUGGGGCUGGUGUACCCCACCAUGGCCACGGCUCUUGCUGCACGCGAGGGCCCUCAGGGCAGCCUCGGAGUGCUCUGCUUCUCCGAUAGGGCAUCGGAGCGGUUGUUGCAAGCAGUGACGCUGCAUGACUGUGUGCCUCCACUAGCAUCAGUGCACCGAGCCGACAGGUGUACAGCGGCUCGCACACCUUUACACCUCCCCUCCCUUCCUCCCCAACCUACUCCUUUCCGCCCCUCCACAUGCCAGGUUGCCAUUCGCAGGUUCAACCCCGGCCCACCUCCCUACACCACCAUACCCUCACCCACACCAGGCCCCACGACCGGGUGGGUGUACAGCGGGUCGCACAACUUCAGCCCGGCGGCGUGGGGGCGGCCA
Messenger RNA from Closterium sp. NIES-65, 7278 nucleotides. The record is from the annotation of a GenBank genome assembly. Lineage: Eukaryota; Viridiplantae; Streptophyta; Zygnematophyceae; Desmidiales; Closteriaceae.